UUCCUCGACGGUGAAGUUGAAGAAUGCGAGGAAUUCGAACUUAUCGGUGAAGAUCCAGUAGUUUUGCAGAAUCCUGAUGAAGCUGGGAACGAUAAAAAUACAUUACCGUGUCGUCUUCUCGAAGACUUUAUCAUAUUUGACGCGAACAAACAAAAUCAAGUUGUCAGUCUCGACGAAAUAGAAGUUGAAGGAAGAGAGCUUCAUGCUGCGGGAAUUGUUAAACCAAUGUUUAUAGAGUAUUCUCAAAAUGGACAAAGCGAAAUUUGGCUGCGAACUCAAUAUGGCUUUUACAAAUUGCGGAAGGCCGCGCAAGAAUAUAUACAAUAUUUUACGCCCGUCUUUAAAAGAAUUCGUACCGCUAAUCUUGCAAUUGAAGCAAUUGCUAGAGAUCCUGAA
This is a messenger RNA of Racocetra persica, 396 nucleotides long. NCBI's taxonomy places the organism in Eukaryota, Fungi, Glomeromycota, Glomeromycetes, Diversisporales, Gigasporaceae. The record is from the annotation of a GenBank genome assembly.